AUGAGUGGGAGUACUUCGAUACUAGAGUCAAAAGAGACAUUUGAUACCAAUGUGAGUGGAUCUAGCUCUGGCUCUUCCAAUGAAGCCAUUAAACUCUUUGAGCAGGCCAUAGAGAAGGAAUCCCAUGGAUUAAUGUCUGAGGCUGUAGAACUCUAUAGGAAGGCGUUUAAAUUGAACGACCAGGUGGACUUGCUUUACAGAUCUCACAAGGUCCCGCAUACUGUGAAGAAAUUGCAGCUGACUGGUGGGAAGAACUCCGCUGUGAAGGUGGAUGAAGAGAUCGUUAAGCAAAUCAAUGUUAAUGAAUUAUUGGACAGUUUCGAACAAUUAGACAUCGCAUAUGAAAAGGAAGACGAAAACGGAGAAGCUAAUGAGGCAAGCCCAUUGCUUAAUCUUCCGAACGAUAUUUGGAUAUCUAUCCUUGAAAUCUUGUUGAUUAGUCAUCCGGAAUCUUGGUUCAAUUAUUCCAUAACGUGUAAAAAAAAUGCCUUCCUUGGCUUCAGGUCUUCGAUAUUGUGGAUGAAACUAUGCAACUUAGUGUUUCCACAGCAAAUUUACGAAGAAAACCAGCUAUUCACAGAAGGUAGUUUGAAUGACAUAGAGGAUGACGAUUUACCAAUCCCCAAGCUGCAGGAACUAAUUGUGCCUCAGUAUAGCCAUUCGUGGAAGAAAAUGCUUAACGAAAGGCCAUUUAUCAAAUUUCUGGGGUGCUACAUAAGUGUUGUGAAUUAUUACAGUGAAGGUGGUAGAGCAGAGUUUUCCAAUAGCUGGACCAAUCCUGCUCGACUGAUUACAUAUUAUAGAUAUCUCAGAUUCUAUCCAGAUGGUAGCUGUAUAAAGGUGCUAACGCAUUUGGAUCCUAGUUCUGUGAUCCCAUCAUUGCUGAGAAGAAACAGGUUUUUGAUCCCGGUGCACUCUGAGCAGCAACAGCAGCAGCAACAGCAGACUCUCCAAGCACCACACGCUCAACUGAACCAAUCGCAGGCUCAAGCGGCCCAGAGCCACGCUAAGUCUCUGACACACCAAAUAUUUAAGGGUAAGUGGAAUAUUACUUCCGAUGAAGAGCUACAUGUCACCAUUACUGAGGGCUCAGUACCAACGUACGAUUUCCAUUACUUCUUCAAAUUGAAGUCUCUGGGACCUAUUUUCAGACAUAAUAAACUCGCCUGGAUAAAGUAUUUCGCGCUUAAGAAGGAGAUCGACGAAGCUACAGGAGAAAGGGAAAUCAGCGAAUUCACGUUGAAGAAUGAGAGACCGUUUUUGUUUCUGAAGGUUAGAAGAUACCAUGAUGAAAUUGUCAGAGCAGCAAUAUAG
Dujonia railenensis is the source of this 1314-nucleotide messenger RNA. The record is from the annotation of a GenBank genome assembly. NCBI's taxonomy places the organism in Eukaryota, Fungi, Ascomycota, Pichiomycetes, Serinales, Debaryomycetaceae.